This is a messenger RNA of Ostrea edulis (European flat oyster), 7801 nucleotides long. RefSeq lists its product as uncharacterized. The record is from RefSeq and is a predicted model, not a curated record. The coding region runs from base 981 to 6398 and encodes 1805 amino acids. Gene Ontology annotation, molecular function: protein binding. The transcript is spliced from 7 exons. NCBI's taxonomy places the organism in Eukaryota, Metazoa, Mollusca, Bivalvia, Ostreida, Ostreidae.
GUUUUAGCUUGGGACUACUUUUACAUCCACCCGUGCAAACUGACGACGGACCCGAGAUGUCUUACGGAUCAGAACAUUGUAAAGCACACAGGGAGCUGACUUUUGAUGGCAAAACGGUAUACAGUUAUCAAAGACGACACAAUCAGAAUGUCUCAGAAUAAGACAAGAUCUCCAGGAGAGAGACCCGGAGUAAUUUGGUCAUCACUGCUUGGCUGACACGAAAUGUUGAUCUAGCAUGUAACCCAGAAUCUUGGAAGUAUAGAGUUUUGUGUAGAGAUCAUAUUGUGAGAAUGGCCCAAAGUAAACCAAUUCACCCAGAAGACAGAAGCAGAUUCUUACGACUGGGCUUGGUCAUCCUCGAGGAACUGACACCAAUGUUGCAAGAUAUACUUCAAAAUGAGAUCCCGCCAAAUCAAAUACUUAAUCGUGUUAAACAACAGAAGUUACAACAACAGAAGUCACAACAGAAGUCACUUUACCAAAGGCUUACAGCGGAACAAACAGCAUUGGUUCAGAAUGCUCAGACUGAUGGGUACACAAAAUUCGAUAUUACUCUUACGUGCACACUAUUGCGCAAUCUCAGUUGUCUAAACGUCACAGCCCCAACACAAGGAUGGGAAAAAUCACAAAUGCCAGGGAAUGGGGGACUACUCUUGGUGAUGACAUUAAAAGAAUCCGUAUCAUAAGAAACAGAGUAUGGGGACAUAUUGCUGAGCCAUCAGUGUCAGACACAGAGUUCAAGGAACACUGGUCCAAUAUUUCAGGGAUUUGCCAAAGAAUGCAGACCUUCCUUGGCAAGAACUACGUCCAACGCCUGCAGAAUGCUGAAGAAGGUGCUAUUGACAUAAAGAUGGAAAACGAAUACCUCGAGAAAAUUGAAAAUCUCUGCACUGCUGAGAAAAGUACGAGAGAACUAUUACAAGAGGUCAUCCAAUCUAGAGAAGAAGCUGUGAGGAUUGAAGCCAGGGAUCCACAAAAAGAUGGAACAUGUGGAAACGUUUACUGACAGAAGCAUUUCUAUUUUGAACUGUAUGAAGAAUAACAUCACUGGAGGGACAUCGGGCAAAGAAAUAAAACUACUGUAUAAAUCAGUAAAGAAAUAUGUACGUGAGAGCAAGGAUGAUAUUUCAAAAUCAGCAUUUCCCCAGUUUUUUGAAGAAUUAGAACAGAAAAUAAAAGAAUAUGCUCCUUUGAAAAAGAACACAAUUGAAAUUUUAACAAGGUUUUUCAACUUUCGUUUGAGGUUAUGGAAGAUUUAUAGUGCUAAAUUAAAGGUUUCACGUGGCAGCAUACUGCUGAAGUUAACCUUUUCUACAGAGAGAGGUUAUGACCUCUACAAAGAGGAUCUGAAGAGAGGAGAGAUUGGAAAACUCAUUCUAUCUGUGUUCCUCUACCCUCCAUAUCUGGCCAACUGUAAUUUACAAGCUGAGGAUUUGAUGAUUUAUCUGAACGACAAGGAACUUAGAACAGCUCCAGAACUUGUUGGCAAUUCCGAGGAAGGAUCUGAUGAGGAUGAGGAAGAUUUAAUGGCUGUUGUCAAAUCCAUGGGAACAAAACGAAAGAUGAAAGACGUGGGGAAAGUGGUAAAUAAAGCAAACCUUGCACAGCUAGAUAGUGAUGAUGAUGACUACGAUGAAGAUGACGAUUAUGGUAGUGAAGAUAUGUCGGCCCUGGAUUUCCUGGACGAUGAGGCUUCAGAAGACAGUGAUGAUGAAAUGGAUUGGAAGAUAAUGGCAUCAAGCUCUAAUUAUGCAUCGACACCAGAGACGACGAACGCUAACAUAGCUUGCCGUGCUGUACUCGGGCCCUGUACAGGUGGGCUGCGUGACAUACUGCGUCACUAUGUCCCGCCUCUAACAUUUCCUUUCACCAUCAAACUAAAAGAAGAUAUGCUUCCUCGGCUGACAAAAGAUCAGCGUGAUCUAAUAUUACCUCGGCAUGGAAGUUAUACUGGGAACUAUGGUGAUAUGGACAUUUCCUUAUUGUAUAUCUUAUUGAGGAAUAUAUCUGGCAUACCACCACACUCCAAUGGUUGGGGCAACGAUCCCGACCCCCGUGACUCGAGUCUCUCUGCCAACAUCGAGAGGAUUCGAUUGGUCCGGAAUCAUUGUGUUUAUUCAUGCGAUCCAUUCAUGUCCAACACAGACUUUAACUCUAUCUGGUCCACCAUUAGAUCGACAAUGGUAGAUCUGGAUGCCUUCCUUGUGGCUGGAAACAAAUAUGAAAAGGUAGUGGAUUUCCUACGUCUCGAGUCGAUGGACCCUGAAAAUGAUCUACAUUACGAAGAAGAACUGAGGAAGCAGGUGGAGGAAGAUAAGACGAUCAGGGAAAUAAUGGUAAACCUUGAGAAACCAAACGAUAUUGAUGUUCAGAAAUGGAAAGAGGAAGACAAGCUUUACUAUGAGACCCACAGCUUUCCAUCAAUGAUGGAGAAAGUGAGAAACCAACCUUACGUAACGUUUGUUGGUGUGCCUGGGUCCGGAAAAUCUGCCACGGCUAACCACAUCGCUCUCAAGCUCCAGGAGGAAGGUUACAAGGUUGUACCAACCAAAGACGUCAGGAAGAUGGAGGACUAUGGUGACCCCAGGAAUCCGCAGGUUUUUGUUAUUGAUGAUGUGGUGGGUGUCUUUGGACUCCAGAAAACUAAAUUAGAUGUAUUGACUAGUUGCAAAGAGAAAAUAACACAACUUUGCAUGGUUAAGUCUAGAACUUUGAUGACAUGUAGAGAGGCUGUGUUCAAUGAGACACUACCUUACAAAUCAUUCCUUACUAAAGAAGAAACUGUGAUUAAAUUACACAGUUCUGAUCAUGCAUUAGAUAACAAUGACAAAAAACAGAUUCUCCUGAAACAUGGUUUAAAUGUUGAUCUAAUAUCGCCUGCAUGGCUGACAUCAACAUCACGCAUGUUUCCCCUUCUCUGUAAAUUCUUUUCAAAGGAAACAAAAUUUCAAGCUCUUGGUUCAAAGUUUUUCAUGAAUCUAGUCCCAUGCAUCAUUGAUGCACUUUAUGAUAUGCAAAAACAUAACAAACUGAAUUAUGCAACACUUGUUUUGUGUAUGCUAAAUGAAAACAGGCUCUCAGAAAACAUUUUAAAAGAGAGAAAAAAUGAAUAUUUCAUAAAUAUGAAAAAUGACACUUUGGAAAAUUGUGAAUUAGAAAGCCAGACUGAUGCAUUUAAGGUUAUGGAUGCUUUGUCAGCAAUGGAGGGGAUAUACACAAAACAAUGUGGUGCACAGUACACAUUUAUACAUGACUCCAUGUUUGAAAUAUGUGCUUAUCAGUAUGGCAAACAGUUUCCUGACCAAAUAUUGCUGUAUAUGAGUAGUAGUUAUAUUGCUAAUUAUGUCAAACCACAGACAAGUGAACCAGGUAUGGUUCACAAAGUGAAAGAGAAACAGAGUGAUUCUCAAUCUGUUGAGGGGGUUGAGAGUAGUGAUGAUGGUGAUGGAAAAGACCAGGAGAGUGAUGAUAAAAACAGUGAGAGAGAGGGAUCAUUUGAUCUGUGUAUAAGGUUACCUGAGGAUCAGUACCCACUGUUAGCAGAGAGAUUGUACAGAGACAUACAGAACAUGAAGCUAUAUGAUGUUUUCAGGAAUCAGGUUUUAAAACUUUCCCAGGUGUGUCAGGCUUUUAUUGGUGUGUUAGAGACAAAGUCAUACAUAGAAUUGAAAUCAUUAUUUCUGUCUAGUCAGGGAAACGUAGAUAAGAUAGUGAGUAAACGAAAGCGUGUGGUGGAGGAGAGUUUGGAGAUGAGGGAUUGGAGUGAGUCGGAGAGACAUAAUGUGCUGGUGGAUCAGAGGGAGAAACGAGAUGAGUGGUUGAGACCACAGGUGUUGGGUGAUCGGAGAAAUAAACGAGGUGAUAAGGGACAAAUAUUAUAUGAUGAACACACAUACAAUGUGAGAGUGAUCAGCUGGGUGAUUUACUAUGGACAUCAUCAGAUAUUAGAGUACAUAGUACAACAGACUGAACAACACAAUGAAGUAGGUGAAUUAUUUGGGAUAACAGGAAAUUCUCCACAUCAAUCUAAAUCUGGGAGAUAUACAGAUAAUAAACAACAAAGUGAAUAUAAUAAUCUCACGGAAGCAUGCAGAUUACUCUUAUUGAGUUGUUAUAGUGGUGAUGUACAGACAGUCAGAAUUCUGCUUCCUGACUGUAAGAAAACAAUAAAUGGGAUAGGUCGGAUCAGUGAAGACACCUGCUGGUCUCGUCAUUCACCUCUUACUGCUGCAUGUGAGGGAGGACAUGAAAGUAUAGUGAAUGAGCUAUUGAAGGCGGGGGCUGAUGUCAAUCUACAUAGUGGACGGGGGAAUACACGACGGAUAGCAGCACGUGGGAUGGGAUAUGUAAGUAUAGCGGGGAAUCUGGUGAAGUCAAGUGAGGAUGUCAAUCAACAUGAUAUAUAUGGGAAUACUCCACUGAUGGCUGCAUGUAAGGGAGGACAUGUGAGUAUAGUGGAGGAGUUGGUAAAGGCGGGGGCUGAUGUCAAUCUACGGGAUUGGUUAUCGUGGAAUACACCACUGAUAGCUGCAUGUAAGAAAGGACAUAUUAGUAUAGUGGAGAAACUGGUGAAGGCGGGGGCUGUUGUCAAUCUACGGGGUAGACAGGGGAAUACACCACUGAUAGUUGCAUAUGAGGUAGGACAUUUAAGUGUAGUGAAGGAGCUGGUGAAGGCGGGGGCUAAUGUCAAUAUACAAAAUAUUGAUGGUGAUACACUACUGACAGCUGCAUGCAGGAGAGGAUAUUUGAGUAAAGUGGAGGAGCUGGUGAAGGCGGGGGCUGAUGUCAAUCUAGAGGAUGAUGACGGGAAGACACCACUGAUAGCUGCAUGUAGGGGAGGACAUAUUAGUAUAGUGGAGAAACUGGUGAAGGCGGGGGCUGAUGUCAAUCUACAGAAUAGACGGGGGAAUACACCACUGAUAGUUGCAUGUGAGGGAGGACAUGUGAGCAUGUUGGAGGAACUGAUGAAGGCGGGGGCUGAUGUCAAUCUACAGGAUGAUGACUCGAACACACCACUGAUAGCUGCAUUUAAGGGAGGACAUGUGAAUAUCGUGGAAGAACUGGUGAAGGCGGGGGCUGAUGUCAAUAUACAGGAUAGUUAUGGGUAUACACCACUGAUAGCUGCGUGUGAAAAAGGGCAUGUGAGUAUAGUGGAGGAACUGGUGAAAGCGGGGGCUGAUGUCAAUCUACAGGGUAAGUACAGCAAUACACCACUGAGAGCUGCAUGUGAGGGAGGACAUGUGAGUACAGUGGAGUAUCUGGUGAAGGCGGGGGCUGAUGUCAAUCUACAGGAUAGUCAGAAGAAUACACCACUGAUAACUGCAUGUGAGAAAGGGCAUGUGAGUAUAGUGGAGUAUCUGGUGAAGGCGGGGGCUGAUGUCAAUCUACAGGAUAUUCAGAAGAAUACACCACUGAUAACUGUAUGUAAGAAAGGACAUGUGAGUAUAGUGGAGUAUCUGGUGAAGGUAGGGGCUGAUGUCAAUCUACAGGAUAGAUGGGAGAAUACACCACUGAUAGCUGCAUGUGAGAAAGGGCGUGUGAGUAUAGUGGAGGAGCUAGUGAAGGCGGGGGCUAAUGUCAAUCUACAGGAUAGAUAUGGGUAUACACCACUGAUAACUGUAUGUAAGAAAGGACAUGUGGAUAUAGUGGAGGAACUGGUGAAGGCGGGGGCUGAUGCCAAUCUACAGGAUAAACAUGGGUAUACACCACUGAUAGACGCAGUAAGAAAGGGUUCUUUAUCAAAAGUGAAAUACUUUGUUGAACAUGAAGCUGAUUUGGUUACUCAGAUUGUGGAUAUCAAUGUGUCAGCAGUAUAUAAAGCAUUAAUACUGAACAAACCAGAUAUAAUGAAAUAUCUCAUACAGGAACAAAAUAAAAUCACUCCAGCUAAAUUUAAUGGAAAUGUACACCUAUUUAACUGUCUGGUGGACAUCAGACAUGCUGAAGUUAAAACGGACAGUAGGGAUGAUGUGGUGGUGACCGACAGGAAAGUGUGGUGUAUGGAUAGGGAGGGAGAUUUGUGCAAUACAAUCAGUGAGGGAGACUGUGAUGUACUGAGACGUCUGUUGUGUGUUGGUCUGGAUGUCAAUCAGUCGAUACAGUUGUAUGAUAAGUACCAUGAUUACAACUCUGAUGUCAAACCUCUGUUGUAUAAACUGAUUGAUGAUAGUGUUAUUGAUAAAGUGGAGAGGGUGAGGAUCCUGCUUGAGGCGGGGGCGGACGUAACUGUCAGGGUAAGGUAUAAAGGGUUUGACUCUGUGUUAGACAGGGAAGAUGUGUCUGUUCUAGAGAUGACGAGGCGACUGGUGUGUAAGUACAGUGAUAAUGACGAUUUGUAUAAAAUAACAAAGAGAGUGAUGUGUGAGAUAAAGAAACAUGUCAGAAGACACUCUGUAUAGUCCCUGAGAGAAUUGUAGAGAGAUGUUGUUACUGAGUACAAGAGAUAAAGAAACUUGUCAGAAGACACUCUGUAUAGUCCCUGAUAAAAUUGUAGCGAUAUGUCGUUACUGAGUACAAGAGAGUGAUGUGUGAGAUAAAGAAACAUGUCAGAAGACACUCUGUAUAGUCCCUGAUAGAAUUGCAGAGAGAUGUCGUUACUGAGUACAAGAGAGUGAUGUGUGAGAUAAAGAAACAUGUCAGAAGACACCCUGUAUAGUCCCUGAUAAAAUUGUAGAUAGAUAUUGUUACUGAGUGCAACAAAAGACUGAUUUGUAAGAUAAUGAAAUAUGUCAAAAGACACUCUGUAUAGUCCCUGAUAGAAUUGUAGAGAGAUGUCACUAGGUACAAGAGAGUGAUGCGUGAGAUAAAUUAACUUCUCAGAAUACAUUCUCAUAAAACUGUAGAGAGAUGUCGUUAUUGAGUAUAUAUCAUGUGUGAGAUAAAGAAACAUGUCAGAAGACACACUGUAUAGUCCCUAAUAGAAUUGUAGAGAGAUGUUGUAUCUGAGUACAAGAGAUUGAUGUGUGAGAUAAAGAAACAUGUCAGAAGACACUCUGUAUAGACCCUGAUAGAAUUGUAGUGAUAUGUUGUUACUGAGUACAAGAGAGAGAUGUGUGAGAUAAAGAAACAUGUCAGAAGACACUCUGUAUAGUCCCUGAUAGAAUUGACGAGGUAUGUUGUUACUGAGUACAAGAGAAAAAGAAACAUGUCAGAAGACACUCUCUAUAGUCCCUGAUAAAAUUAUAGAGAGAUGUUGUUACUGAGUACAAAAAUUAAAGAAACUUGUCAGAAGACACUCUGUAUAGUCUCUGAUACAAUUUCAGAGAAUUGUUGUUACUGAGUACAAGAGAGUGAUGUGUCAGAUAAAGAAACAUGUCAGAAGAUAAUCUGUAUAGUCCCUGAUAGAAUUGUAGAGAGAUGUCGUUACUGAGUAUAAGAGAUAAAGAAACAUGUCAGAAGACACUCUGUAUUGUCCCUGAUAGAAUUGUAGAGAUGUUACUUUGUCAGUAGAUGUACUGAAACCCGAUAUGUUACCGGUAUAUUUGUACAUAAUGUUAUCUAAUGAAUUGUUCCGCAUAUCUCUCUCGUUAAAUGUCUGCUUGUUUGUAUACAUUGAUAUAGCGUUAAACAUAUUCUGUGAUUAUGCUAAAAUCAGAUAGAUCUUUAAUAUUAAAAGUUCAUGUAAUAAACAGCAAUGUUCUAAGCAAUUAUUGUCUAAACCAUUGAUUAUAAUUAGAUGUACUUGUGUGCAUUGCUUUAUGUUUGUGUACUAUACAUGUUUAUUAUCCAUAAAAUCAGUACCUAGAAGUAGUUUUUCUGGUACAUAAUAUUGGACGAUUGAAAUAAAUGAUUAAUUAAAGAC